This is a messenger RNA of Prorocentrum cordatum, 676 nucleotides long. The record is from the annotation of a GenBank genome assembly. NCBI's taxonomy places the organism in Eukaryota, Dinophyceae, Prorocentrales, Prorocentraceae.
GCCGGCGAGACACGAGGAUGGUCGCCGCUCCGCCCUUCCGUCCGUUCAGGACAAGCGGAGGCCGCGCUCAGAUCUGGGCAUUUGCCUCCCGCGCUGGCGCUGGGCCGGGGCUGGGCCACCAGGGCUUCAUGGAGUGACAGCGAAUUCGACCGCGGAGCGCGAGGAGGAGGAGCCAGGAGAAGAGGAGGACGACAAGAGGCGGAGGAGAGCGGAGCUCAAGCGGAGCUCGACCAGCCUGGGCCACAGGCGGGGCAGCGAGGAGAGGCAGCGCGCGGCCACGUGUUACCUGGCGCGGCUUUGCGCCGUGGCACCGCCGGUCCCCGAAUUCCAUCAGGGGGAGGGGAUGAGGAGAGGGAGGGAAUUUCUGGUGAGGGAAGCGAGGUCUCAAAAAACACAGACAGCUAAACAUGCCAAAACCCUCUACUGGCGUGCUCGCCUUGAGCCCAUACUCUACAAGACCAAAUGGCGAUACCAAACGUGGAUGGCAGGCUGCGCUGUAUUACGUCAAUCAUCUUAAACAAAAAACAAGCAUCCCCCGUGCGCUGUCGUCCAGCGACCCACCAGAACGAAUGACACCUAUAAUGAGAUCGUGCCAGGGAUAGAAAGGACCGAAACCAUUCACGCAGAUACUUACCUGCCCUGGCACACUGGAUCUGGCUCACGUGUUACCAGACUC